Rana temporaria (common frog) is the source of this 2423-nucleotide messenger RNA. It is a transcript of the gene CRTAC1, whose product is annotated as cartilage acidic protein 1. Gene Ontology annotation, molecular function: calcium ion binding. The record is from RefSeq and is a predicted model, not a curated record. Lineage: Eukaryota; Metazoa; Chordata; Amphibia; Anura; Ranidae. The coding region runs from base 124 to 2205 and encodes 693 amino acids. Gene Ontology annotation, biological process: axonal fasciculation. The transcript is spliced from 16 exons.
GUUGUAUAACGCGCAGGAGAGGUGCGGGAGUGGGAAAGGUGCGGGAAAGGUGCGGGAAAGGUGCGGACAUUGGAGGGGGAAACUAAUCCAAACUGUAACUGGGUUACUGGCUAUAAAUAAAGGAUGCUGCCGGCUCAUUUCUCCAUCCCGAUGUCAAGGAUGAUGCUGCUGGUCUUGCUGCUUUCCAUCGUUCUGUACUGCGGGGGCGCUCAGCGCUCGGAGCCCAUGUUCACGGCUAUCACCGCCACCGCCCUACCGCCAGACUACGAAAACAACCCGACGCAGCUGAAUUAUGGGGUGGCCAUCACCGAUGUGGACAACGAUGGAGACUUUGAAAUUGUAGUCGCUGGAUAUAAUGGACCCAAUCUCGUGUUGAAAUACAUCAAAGAAAAAGGUCGCCUAGUGAACAUAGCGGUGGAUGAACGCAGCUCUCCGUAUUAUCCACUCCGGGAUCGCCAGGGCAAUGCCAUCGGGGUCACCGCCUGUGAUAUAGAUGGCGACGGGCGAGAGGAGAUUUAUUUUCUGAACACGAACAAUGCUUUCUCAGGUAUGGCAACAUACUCGGAUAAGCUGUUCAAGUUCCGAAAUGGACGCUGGGAAGACAUCCUCAGUGACGAUGUCAACAUCCGGCGAGGGGUCGUAAACCGGUUCGCCGGGCGCUCGGUGGCUUGUAUUGACAGAAAGGGUACUGGAAGAUACUCCAUUUACAUUGCAAACUAUGCAGAUCGGAGGGUGGGCCCCCACGCCUUGAUUGAACUGGAUGAGGCAGCAAGUGACGUGGCCAGGGGAGUCCUUGUCCUCUCCAAUGUGGCGGCUGAAGCCGGUGUCAAUAAGUAUACAGGUGGACGUGGAGUCACGGUCGGGCCGAUCCUGAGCUCAGCCGCGUCUGACAUUUUCUGUGACAAUGAGAACGGUCCCAACUUCCUCUUCCAGAACAAAGGCGAUGGCACCUUCGUAGACAUGGCGGCCAGUGCGGGGGUGGAUGACACCUAUCAGCACGGCCGUGGGGUUGCAUUAGCUGACUUCAAUCGGGAUGGAAAGGUGGAUAUUGUGUAUGGAAACUGGAAUGGACCUCACCGCCUGUUCCUACAGACCAGCACAAACGGGAAAGUUCGAUUCCGGGAUAUUGCUUCUCAGAAGUUCUCCAUGCCCUCGCCGGUCCGCACGGUGAUCGCGGCUGACUUUGAUAACGAUCAGGAGCUGGAAGUCUUUUUCAAUAAUAUCGCCUACAGGGGUUCUUCAGCAAACCGAAUGUUCAGGGUGGGGCGUCGGGAACAUGCGGAUCCUUUCAUGGAGGAGCUCAACCCCGGGGAUGCUUCCGAGCCGGAUGGACGGGGAACCGGUGGCGCUGUGACGGACUUUGAUGGCGACGGUAUGCUGGAUCUAAUCCUUUCUCACGGAGAGUCCAUGGCACAACCGAUAUCCGUCUUCAAAGGCAAGCAGGGUCUGAAAAACCAUUGGCUCAGAGUAAUACCCCGGACCAAGUUUGGUGCGUUUGCCCGCGGCGCGAAGGUAGUUCUGUACACAAAGAAGAGUGGAGCCCACCUGAGGAUCAUCGAUGGCGGAUCCGGUUACCUCUGUGAAAUGGAGCCAGUGGCUCACUUUGGUCUUGGAAAAGACGAAGCGAGCAGCUUGGAGGUGACCUGGCCUGACGGCAAGAUCCUCACCCGGGGCAUCGCCGAAGGGGAAAUCAAUACCGUCCUAGAGAUUGCCUACCCCGCGGAUGAAGACAGCGCCACUAAGCCAACGCUUAUCGAGUGCGGCCAGGGCUUCUCCAUGAAUGGGAACGGACAUUGUGGAGACACAGACGAGUGCCUCCAGUUCCCGUUCCUCUGCCCCAGAGAGAAGCCGGUGUGUAUAAACACGUAUGGGGGUUACAAGUGUCGCCCCAAUAGAAGAUGUAAUCGCGGUUUUGAGCCGAAUGAAGACGGCACGGCGUGUGUCGAUAUCGAUGAAUGCGCUCUUGGUACCCGUGAAUGCACCCAACUUUGUGAGAACACAGAGGGAUCCUACACCUGCCGCUGUCUUCCAGGAUUCCGCUUAGAAAUCGGCUCAGACAGUCAAUGUGUUGAUAUAAAUGAAUGCCUGGAAGGAGGCGGGCCAUGUGAUCACGUCUGCCAUAACGACGCCGGAUCCUACCACUGCCACUGUCAUGGCGGCUAUUACCUGGCGCGGGAUGGGAGAAGAUGCCUCCAGCAAUUAUAAAUGUUUUAUAACACUUUUCUUUUUACACAAAUUUCACUGAAUGUACGAUUGCCUGUGUGUCUAUCCUCCCAACAAUCCUACAACUCGCUGUUGCUACAAGCUACGGUCUAUAUUCUACCAGGAGAUGCGCUUUGCUGAUUUUUGCUUAAAGGGUCACUAAAGGAAAAAAAUGUUUUUGCUGAAAUGACUGUUUAUUGGGUAUAGAGACAUAAAAGUUA